AUGACGGACCCACUCGACCUCUCGCUCGACCUCUUGCGUCGCCUGCCGCCGUCCAAAGUGGAGCAGAACCUCGACUCGAUCGUCAAGCUCAUCCCAUCAUAUGCCGACGAUCUCUACUCCUCGGUCGACCAGCCGCUCAAGGUCAAGGUGGAUGAGUCAAAGCAAGGUUCAGGGCGGGAGUAUUUAUGCUGCGACUACAACAAGGACGGAGACAGCUGGAGGUCAUGGAUUUCGGACACCUACCAUCCUCCCAUCGCACCGGAUGCCGACGACACUGCGGACGGGGAGCCAGGGACACGACCAAGUGCACCCUUGAGAUCGCUGGAGCUCAAGGCCAACGAUGCAUUCGCGACAUACGCCAAGCUCUACUACGACAAUGCGCUGUCGAGCGUCUACCUGUGGGACCUCGACAGCGAUCCAAGCUCCCUUUCCGGGGCGACCGUCGGAGGCACGCAUGCUCCAUCCACCUUUGCAGGCGUCGUCCUGCUGAAAAAGACCAUCGGCGACGCCAGCGGCAACGGCAUCUCGGGCGCAUGGGACUCGAUCCACGUCUUUGAGGCAACUGAACGCGCGAGUGGCAGCUCCAAAUCCUCGUCCACUGGCACCGGCGUCAGCGCAAGCUACAAGCUCACUUCGACCGUCAUGCUCGGUCUCGUCCGCCGCGACGAAGGUGACGAAGAGCCCACCGACCUCAAGCCUUCCUCCACCAAAGUAGGCACCGUCGAGAUUGCAGGCAGUCUCACGCGUCAAUCCGAAGGCGACUAUGCGCUGCCGGACUUCGUCUCGCACGUCUCCAACGUGGGCCGCAUGAUCGAGGACAUGGAGGCCAAGAUGCGCAAUCAGCUGCAAGAGGUCUACUUUGGAAAGACGAGGGAUGUGGUCAGUCAUCUGCGAAGCACACAGAGCUUGGAGAAGGAGAGGAAGGCGAGAGACUUGCAGAAAGAGCUCAUGGGGCUGUGGAAAAAGUGA
Messenger RNA from Kalmanozyma brasiliensis GHG001, 969 nucleotides. Its product is annotated as F-actin-capping protein subunit beta. The transcript has 2 exons. NCBI's taxonomy places the organism in Eukaryota, Fungi, Basidiomycota, Ustilaginomycetes, Ustilaginales. The record is from RefSeq and is a predicted model, not a curated record. Gene Ontology annotation, biological process: barbed-end actin filament capping; cell morphogenesis. The coding region runs from base 1 to 969 and encodes 322 amino acids. Gene Ontology annotation, molecular function: actin filament binding. Gene Ontology annotation, cellular component: F-actin capping protein complex.